Anopheles nili is the source of this 1450-nucleotide messenger RNA. RefSeq lists its product as uncharacterized. The coding region runs from base 168 to 977 and encodes 269 amino acids. The record is from RefSeq and is a predicted model, not a curated record. The transcript is spliced from 2 exons. Lineage: Eukaryota; Metazoa; Arthropoda; Insecta; Diptera; Culicidae.
CACGUAUUAAAUAUUUUGUUUGGUUUUAGAUUGUAUUAGAAAAACGAGCGAAUUUUAUUUCAUUAAUGAAUUGAGGACGCUCACUUCUAAGACGCGGCGGAAGACGGAAUAACACAAUAUAUCCACGCAUUCGUUAUCGUUGCUUGUUUAUCCAUUUCAUACGCAUAAUGAUUGAUAACAGUGCAGCUGAAGAGGAGAUCAGCGGAGUUUUACAUGGUUGGGGCUAUACGAUGAAUGCAACUGAUUAUAUGAGUUCCAUGAAUAACCAGCGCCGGGCUGCGCAUGGUCCGGGAUCUACGCGCUUCACGGUUAUGGGUCGUGGUCGUGGUUGCGUGGAUGUUUCGCGUAGCGGACUAGAAGAAAUCCGAUUUGCCGCCCGUCUUAACCAACUGGAAGCUCAUAAUUCCCCAAUGGGACACCUGUCCACUACGGCAGAGACCCUUUCAAGGAACGUCGGGCCAGAAAUAACAGCGACGAUGCGAUCAUUCGGAAUUUGUGGCGCAGACGAACAAAUAGGUAGCACUCGUCGGACGGUGCUUGAACAGCAGCAAGACAUCCACAUAGAUGGAAACGUGCCGGUCAUACUGAACGGGGAGCUUUUCCACACGAAAUAUCGUUCAGUUGACGAAAGUGAAAACGAAGAUCAACCUCCUACGCCCUUGGUGCCAUACGAUCCGUCGUUGCCGUUAGAGGAGCAGUUUUCUACGAUCCCAGAAUUCCAGCCUCAACUAACGGCUACCGAAAAAAGUUUCGCUACAAUCCCGGAUGAAACAAGCCACCUUACAAAAGCAAAACCCGCCAAAAAUAAGAAAAAACAAAAAUGGACCAAAAUGCCGUUGGACAUUGUUAUAAACACACCAAAACCACGAGGGCGGUACGAUAUCGAACCAGAGGUCGGGCGGCCUCCGGUUGCCGGAAAUAGUAAUUAUGGUCCUCGGAUCUUGUAUGGUGCGAACGGGACAAAGAAUCUUUCUUAGCGACCGUACACAGAAACGCAAUAAGUAAACGAAAUGCAUAUCCAUAAAAUAUACUGACGGAAUGGUAUUUCGCUUGUGAAAAAAUGUGAUCAUUUUAAUCUGAAUUUGGAUAGAAGGACAAUAAGUUGUCCAUGUUAGUUGUCCAGCUACAAACAUUUUACUUUAGCUGAAUUUUUUAUUAAAAGGGAUAUAAUAAGUGUAAGAAUUAUGUGGACUAUCCGCAUGUAGAGCACAGCUUGAGAAGACCUAGUUUGCGUUGUAGUUUGGAGUAGAUAGGACAUCCUAACAGUGACCUUAACCAUAAGGAUUCGAAGGAUAGAGUAUGAAACGAGGAUACCGAUUUCAUAUCCAACCAAGCAGGGAUUGCCAGAGCUGUAGCAGAACAUUUUAUCAAGCAGGACAUUAUAGGCUUCCAUGACAUGCAAGCACAACAAUCCGGGAAAGCAAUCGUCUAUUGAGCAGAGAAUGAAAAU